Messenger RNA from Mesorhabditis spiculigera, 1938 nucleotides. The record is from the annotation of a GenBank genome assembly. NCBI's taxonomy places the organism in Eukaryota, Metazoa, Nematoda, Chromadorea, Rhabditida, Rhabditidae.
AUGCACGUGAACGAGGAUGCCGAAAUAUUGGCGCGACUUGGAAUCCUCCACUCAACGGAAGAGAGCCCGAAACGAGAACAAAAGCCUGCGAAUGCCAAAUUCGUCGAAGUCGAUAUUCACGGCGUCGAACAUGAAGAGGAUUCGGACAUGGAGAUUUUUGACAGGAAUACCUUGCUGAGCCACCCAGCUGGCCGAGAGCGAAUAUCCACCCACCAGCGCCGAUAUGCUGAUACACCAGUGUGUCGUUUCCUGCUGUUGGUGUCAUCAUUUUUCGCAGCGGGACUUGCGCUUCAUUCGACGCCCAACAUCUUCCAAUUGUCGAUGAGCAAUGCCGGUCACGCAUUGCCUAUUAUUCAGAUGUUUGGAUUGGUCGUCGGAGCGCUAUUGGCAAGAACAUACGUACCCCGGUUCAAUUCGAUGUGGCUACUUUUUGUAUGCAUUAGUGUAUUGGCGGCGCUGUCAAUUAUCUUGCUGUCGCCGCAGGAUGCGACAUCGCUGCGAGUAAUCGUGUUGGUGCAGGGCAUCUGCGUGGCUACUAUCAAAUACGCCGGUCUCAGCACAUGGUUCAUGUGGUGGCGGGCCAGCCACCGCAAGUUUUUCUGGAUCCUCUUCGCAUUUUGCCUCGGCGCUGCCAUCCCAUCUCUGCUCCGAAGUCCGAUGAUUCAGGAUAUGUCUGACUCGGCCACAACCGAUUCCCAAGCCAUCGUCUCUGCGCAUCAGAUGCAUCGACGGGAAUUGUUGGGAUUCGACAAGGGGAAACUGCCGGAUUUUGCAACUCCUGCACCAGGACCGCCUGUUGCUUCUAACAUGACGGAUGGUACGCCAAAACCAGGACGGCCCGAUGGAGCAACAGGAGCUGAGCAUGUUGAUACGAAGGCGGCCGAGAACGAGAAGAAGCGUGAAGAAGUACAAGUGAAACAGACGCCCAACACCACCACAUCAUCAACAACCGUGACAACAACAACUACCACAGCGUCAACGACCACGGCUCGCGCCACUGUUCGAUCCGAUGGGCAGACGUCUACUGCCCCUUCUUCCAUCAAGAAGGCCAGCCAAAUGGUGAACCAGGAGAUUAACGAAAUCGGAUCCAAGAUCGGGCGAAUCGACGACGCAAUCGGAAACAAGUUGGGCGAUAUGAAAUCUGCGAUGUACCGCGUCGCCGAUUUGUCCGUCGAAUGGGCCGUGGUGACUGUGUUGAUGAUGGUCGUGGUGCUGUUCAUCCUGUCAUUUUUCGCGUGCUGCCUGUCCUGGUCGCCGAUUGCGGAUUCGCGAGUGGCAAAGCUAAGCGACCACACUUCGCCGGGCUUGUCUGCUGGCUGCCGACUUCGCAUCACAAUCUCUCACGCGCUGGUGUCGCUCAUCUCUUUCGCGUUGAUGGAGGCGGCGAUGGCCGAGGGCGAGUCGUACAACAUUCUCGUCUCCAUCAUGAUGGCGCUCAUUAUGCUGCUCGCCUCCGUUAUUGGUGGGGCCUGCUGCACCUCGUCUGCUGCUUGGCUCUUUGUCCUUUCUACCCUGAUCGGCUCGACGAUCCUCUCACUCGCAAACUCCUCCUACCUCGGUUUCUUGCUGGCCACAACAUCGGCCCCGAUGAUCAGCUGCUCGCUUGUGAUGCGGAUAGAGAAAGAGGUCGGCGCCCGGCCUUCGCAAAAUAUCGACAUGUAUUUGCUGUGCAAUUUUGGGACCCGGAUGGUGUUUACGGCAGCCUGCUAUUUAUUUGGCCGCUUCUCCACAGGUUCAUUGCUCGGCUUCACCUUCCUCGCGUCGCUGGCCCUGGUGCCGAUGGUGUAUUUGAGCGGAACUUCGUUGAAACGCGCGGCCCGGCUGAAAGAGAUCUACGAAUUCACCAACGAAUACGGGGGCGAGCCCCACGACGUGACACGCGUCGGCAAUUACACAAUGCUCGAGGUGCCGUCGAGCGACACUGACGAGGACGAAUUA